Messenger RNA from Struthio camelus australis, 7222 nucleotides. NCBI's taxonomy places the organism in Eukaryota, Metazoa, Chordata, Aves, Struthioniformes, Struthionidae. The record is from RefSeq and is a predicted model, not a curated record.
CAAUUUGCAUGACUUGAACCUGAAGAGCUGGAAGAUGUUCCUGUCUCCCAGGACAGCUGUGUAGCCUCUAUUUCGGGCACUCUUUUGGACCCUUUCAGAAGAAGGUGAGCUGACAACGCAGACUAAAACAGUGAGGAUCAAGGCAUGAAAGUUCAAGGACAGUGAAGGAGAACAAACGUUCAGUGGAGAAGCAGAGCUGCUAUAGUGCCUACACCUGCGUGUUCUCCUCCACGUCUGUGUACUGUUAGCAGGGUCCGGGAGAUGUGUGGUGUCUCGCGCCAAGAAAAGAGUCAGCCUUUUUUCUGAGAGAGAGAACAACCUGCGUUGCAUUUUGAGAAGGCUCUCAGGCACUAUAAUGCAAAGACAGAUUGCCGCAUGGUGUGUACUGAGACGAGUAUUUCAUACUCAGUCCUACUGCGGAGAAACAGCCAUUUCCUAACAAUUUGUGCAAGUCUCGACUUACCUGAGACAGGAUGAGCUGAUUAUUCCGACUGAGCUUCUUCAAAUGCCUUCCUGCAUUGGUCAGACGCUGCAUGCUUCAGUCAGUCGUGAUUUAGCCAAUUCUUGACCUCCAACUUGUAAUCCAUCAAUAAGUAAUGUCCAGCUGCGCUCUUCGGAAUACUAGAAGGAACACAUUGGAGCCCAUUCCUUGUAGCUGGUGCAUCGACGCCUUACCAGCUUCAGCACUGCGACGCGAUGAGCCCAGUGACGAGUGGGCUGCUCCAUGGAUAACGUGGUGUGUUCCCCUGCCUGUAUGUAGGAGAAGGUCCAGCUAGCAAGCCAGAAUCGAGGAAUUCAAAGAAACAGAGAAGAAGAUACUGUACGUUGAGUUGGAGGCUUUUUUGGAGACUGCAUCCAUCUGGAAUUGAAAGAAAACAGCGGUGCCAUUUUUCUGAGUUUGUCAAAACACAGCUCUAGCUGUUGCAAGCAAAUGAGAGUUGAAGGUCAGAGUGUCAAUUCUUCUGGAGUUACGACGCGUUUUUAAUCAUCUUACGGCAUCUAGACUCACAACAGGCGAAACGUAGCGGAGGAGGAGCAAGAAAGAGAACCUUUGCAAGAGAUCUGUCACAGUCAGUCAUCCAAAGACAGGUUUUCCUCUUCACCCAGCAUGAACUGAAGACUACAGAAGCCAGAAAACGGGGGUCAGGUGUGUGGAAGAUGGGGACGUAAUUCAGAAGAUACGUUUGGAGCAGCUGUCCUUCUGGUUGACAGAAGGACUAGACAAAAAGGACUUCAUGAACGGACUCUUGAGUGGGUUGAGACUUGGCUGGACUGCUCUUCUCAGUGGGUAGUGAUCCAUGGUGCAGCCUCCAGCUGGCAUGGCACUCUGUCAUCCUGAAGUGAGGCUGUAGGAGAGCUAAAGAAAUGGGCACGGACCAGUUCCCAGAGGAGACCGAACGGGUGCACAGGAUCAGUGGUGAUCAACCUAUGAGCUCAACAGCUAUGGCUGAGAAGUACAAUUAAGGUUUCUGCAUGCUUUGGUGCGCCCUGACCAGGAAGCGUAGCGCUGCACCUUUGGAACGUUGCCAACCAGAGCAGCUCACCGCACCACGUUGGCCUAAAUUCUUUCAAAAUCAGGUUGGAAAUACAUCUGUGCUGUUGACCCCGACCAGAUGAUGUUCUUGAGUACUCCAGUGACGUCUAGAUCUGCCUUGAGUGAAGUCUGACCGAAAAAAUGUUACAGCAGUUUCGUCUCUGGAAACGGUUCGCUGUAGGGAUCGCAGUCGCCGCUGUCUUAGCGGGUUGUUUGGCCCAGAAUGACGAAGACUGGCAAUAUGAGGAUUGCAAGUUGGCCAGGACAGGUCCUCCAGCCACAAUAGUCCCUAUUGAUGAAGAAAGUCGAAACGGCACGAUCCUGGUUGACAAUAUGCUGAUCAAAGGGACAGCGGGAGGCCCUGACCCCACGAUCGAACUCUCCUUAAAGGACAACGCAGAUUACUGGGUGAUCCUCGAUCCCAUCAGCCAGAGGUUAUACCUAAACAGCACGGGCCGAAUUCUGGACAGAGAUCCGCCAAUGUCCAUCCAGUCCAUUGUGGUGCAAGUCCAGUGUGUUAACAAAAAAGUUGGCACCGUUAUCAACCACGAAGUGCGGAUCGUGGUGAGAGACAGGAACGAUAACUCGCCUCGGUUCCAGCAGCGGCAGUACUAUGUGGCGGUAAACGAGUUAACUCCAGUGGGAACAACCAUCUUCACGGGAUUUUCUGGAAACAGCGGUGCUACGGACAUCGAUGACGGGCCGAAUGGGCAGAUCGAAUAUGUCAUCCAGUACAACCCCAACGACAAGACUUCCAACAGGACCUUUGACAUUCCUCUCACUUUGUCCGGAGCAGUGGUUUUACGGGAAAGACUAAAUUACGAAGAAAAGACACGAUACUUUGUGGUCGUUCAAGCAAAUGACCGAGCCCAGAACCUUAACGAGCGACGAACAAGUACGACCACCCUCACGGUGGAUGUGCUCGACGGGGAUGAUUUGGGACCAAUGUUUCUUCCUUGUGUCUUGGUGAACAACACGCGGGACUGCAGACCACUCACCUACCAAGCGAGUUUGCCGGAACUGACUGAUCCUGCACGUGUCAAUCCUGUCAAUGUCACUCCGCCGAUACAAGCUGUAGAUCAGGACCGAAACAUCCAGCCUCCUUCAGAUCGACCGGGCAUCCUCUAUUCCAUCCUAGUUGGUACUCCUGAAGACUAUCCGCGGUACUUCCACAUGAACCUUACAACGGCUGUACUCACGCUCCUAAAGCCCAUCAACAGGGAUUUGCACCAGAAGUUUGACUUAGUUAUUAAGGCUGAGCAGGACAAUGGCCAUCCUCUUCCUGCCUUUGCCAGUUUACACAUUGAAGUCCUCGAUGAGAAUAAUCAGAAGCCUUACUUCGCAAGAUCAACGUAUGAGGGCUUUAUCCUCGAAUCCUCCCCGGUGGGUACCACCAUCUCCGAGAACCACAACUUGACCUCUCCACUACAAAUUGUAGUGUUGGACAACGACGUAGAGGAGACAAAGGAUCCUCAGCUCCAUCUCUUCCUCAACGAUUACACUGCGUUUUUCACUGUGACUCAGACUGGCAUAACCCGCUACCUCACCUUGCUGCAGCCUGUGGACAGGGAAGCCCAGCAGCUGUACACGUUUUCGAUGACCGCUUCGGAUGGUGUGCAGGAGAGUGCCCCGGUGACGGUCAAUAUCCUGGUGAUUGAUGCAAACGAUAAUUCCCCAACUUUCUCCAAUAUAUCAUACAAUGUCAAGAUUUAUACAGACAUGGGGCCCGGAGAAGGCGUUGUAAAGCUCACCGCUGUAGAUGCGGACGAGGGACCCAACGGACAGAUAGUAUAUGAAAUUCUGGCUGGGGAUCAGGGAGACUUCAUCAUCGAUGACCGAACAGGCCUUAUCACCAUUGCUCCAGGAGUUGUAUUGUCAGUGGGGCGCUCCUACGCUCUCACUGUCAAAGCAUCUGAUAAUGCUCCUCCUGCACAGAGAAGGAGCUCGAUUACUACUGUUUACAUUGAGGUCCUUCCGCCAAACAACCAGAGCCCUCCCCGCUUUCCCCAGCUGAUGUACAGCCUUGAAGUCAGCGAGGCCAUGAGAAUCGGAGCCGUUUUGUUAAACCUGCAGGCUAUUGAUAGAGAGGGAGACCCGAUAAGAUACCUCAUUCAGAACGGAGAUCCUCAGCAAGUUUUUAAUCUCUCUCAAAGUUCUGGCCUGCUGGCCUUAGGGAAGCCCUUGGACAGAGAAAGCACUGACCGCUAUAUUCUGAUCGUUACAGCCUCAGAUGGCAGACCAGAUGGGACCUCGACAGCUACUGUUAAUAUAGUGGUGACUGAUGUAAAUGACAAUGGACCAGUUUUUGAUAUGUUUCUACCUAAAAACCUGUCUGUACAGGAAGAGGAAGCCAAUGCUUUUGUCGGUCAAGUAAGGGCUACGGACCCAGACGCUGGAGUGAACGGUCAAGUUCGUUACAGUUUGGCAAACUUCAACAGUCUUUUCCGGAUCACGUCAAACGGUAGCAUUUAUACAGCGGUUAAACUGAACAGGGAAAGUAGGGACUAUUAUGAACUUACUGUGGAAGCGACGGAUGGAGCUGUGGACCCCCGCCGCUCAACGCUAACUCUAGCGAUCAAGGUGCUGGACAUCGAUGACAACAGCCCUGUUUUUACUAAUUCUUCCUACACUGUCUGCGUGCCCGAAAACCUACCCCCUGGCACCGUCUUCCUGCAAAUAGAGGCUAAAGACGUUGAUCUUGGUUCUAACGUCACCUAUCGGAUACGAACCCAGGAAGCACUGCAGUAUUUUGCACUGAACAAAUACACGGGAGAGUUAUCGCUUUUGAAGUCCUUGGAUUAUGAAUCGUUCUCUGACACAGAAGCAACCUUCACCUUCCUAGUCGAAGCCUUCGACAGCAAGGGCACUAUGCCUCCAGGGCUCGCUACUGUCACAGUGAGAGUGAAGGAUAUGAACGAUUACUCUCCAGCUUUUAGCAAAAAGCUCUACAGGGGAAUGGUCGCUCCUGAUGCGGUCAAGGGUACCGUUAUCGCCACCGUUUCCGCUGAGGAUCAAGAUCCACCGGGUACGCCGGCGAGUCGAGUCCGAUACAAAGUGGACGUCGUGCAGUUUCCGUACAGCGCCAGCAUUUUUGAUGUAGAGGAGAACUCGGGACGCGUGGUAACCCGGGUAAACCUAAACGAAGAGCCAAGUACGGUCUUUAAGUUAGUCGUCGUUGCGUAUGAUGAUGGGGAUCCCGUGAAGUUCAACACCACUACCGUAGAAAUUGCCGUACUGCAGCCUUCGGUGAUUCCCCGGUUUACCCAGGACGAAUACAGACCCCCGCCGGUGAGCGAGAGCGCUCCAAGAGGAACUGCGGUCGCUGUAGUCAUCGCAGCUGCCCUGAACCAGACAAUUGUGUAUUCAAUAGUUUCAGGAAACGAAGAGGAUGUGUUUGCUAUUAACAACAGAACGGGAGUGAUCUCUGUUAAAAAGCCUCUGGACUACGAAAGCGUGAGCAGUUACGAGCUUCGAGUUCAAGCAGACUCGUUGCAAGUGGUGCGAUCCAAUCUGCGUGUCCCUUCCAAAAGUAAUACAGCCAAGGUGUUCAUUGAAGUGCAGGAUGAAAACGACCAUGCUCCUGUCUUUACCAAAAAAAUGUACAUUGGAGGAGUGUCCGAAGAUGCAAAAAUGUUUUCUUCUGUGCUUAAAGUUAAGGCUGAUGAUAAAGACACAGGGAAUUACAGUGCCAUGCACUACAGGCUCAUCAUUCCUCCAAUCAAGGAUGGUAAAGAAGGUUUUGUGAUUGAAGCUUAUACAGGGCUCAUAAAAACUGCUAUGCUGUUCAAAAAUAUGAGAAGAUCCUAUUUCAAGUUUCAGGUCAUUGCAACUGACAAUUAUGGGAAAGGACUGAGCAGCAAAUCAGACGUACUUGUCUCCGUGGUCAAUCAGUUGGAUAUGCAAGUCAUCGUCUCUAAUGUUCCUCCCACCCUUGUGGAACAAAACAAAGAUCAACUUAUAGGGAUUUUGGAACGCUACGUUCAAGACCAGAUUCCUGGUGCAACGGUAGUGGUGGAAUCGAUCGGCGCGCGGCGGUUCGGGGAUGGAUACUCUGAGGAGGAUUAUACCAAGUCUGACCUGAUGGUCUAUGCCAUCGACCCUCAAACAAAUCGAGCUAUAAUGAGGAAUGAACUUUUUAAGUUCCUGGAUGGCAAGCUGCUGGAUAUCAACAAAGAGUUUCAGCCGUAUCUGGGCCAAGGGGGACGCAUCCUGGAGAUCCGCACCCCGGACGUGGUAGCGAAUGUCAAGAAGCAGGCACAAGCCGUAGGCUACACGGAAGGUGCAUUACUUGCUCUGGCUGUCAUAAUCAUCCUUUGCUGUAUGCCAGCUAUUUUAAUAGUUAUGGUCAGCUACAGACAAUUCAAAGAGCGGCAGGCUGAAUGCGCCAAGACGGCGCGGAUCCAGAUGGCCUUGCCAGCAGGCAAGCCGGCGAGUGCUGCUGCCAACAACCUCUACGAAGAGCUUGGCGACAGCACCAUAAGCCAGAAUGCGAUGUAUCAGAUGCCUACUGAGAUGCCAGGAAUUGGGAUAACCGUUAACUUGAGGCGCGGAUACGCACAGCAAGAGCAACAGCAGUUGCUGAGACCGUCUCUUCUCAGACCAGAGGAGUUAAGUAUGGAGUCUGGAAUUGACCCAGGGCAGGAAUACUAUGGGCAAGAUUACUACAGUUAUGAGCAUGGAUACGAGCUGCCUCAGUACGGGAGUCGCCGCCGAUUGCUGUCUCCUUCGGGAAUGUACGACGAGUACGGGGAAGUGGUGGUGGAGAACGAUGGCGGCUAUUACUACAGUCCCCACGGAUCGACAGCGGAAGAAUGGGCCAGGAAGAAAAGGAUCAAGUUGAUAGUCGACCCCGAAUACGAGACCAGCUCCACUGGAGAAGACAGCGCUCCGGACUCCACUCAAAGGAAUCGUCUUAAUAACCCCAAUAUCCAAAGCAACGUCAACGGUAACAUCUACAUUGCUCAGAACGGCUCUGUUGUCAGAACCCGCCGCGUUUGCCUUGCGAAUAAUUUAAAAGUGACAUCUCCAGUGAGACUGGGGAAACACUUCAAGAAACUGGACAAGCUUGCGGUGACACACGAGGAGAACGUCCCGCUGAACACACUGUCAAUGGGACCAUCUUCUAGUGAUAAAAUGAACACAAGACCUUGUAGCGUCUCGUUUGCUUCCUCUACUGUAGGGGCCGAAAACAUAGUAACAAAGCCAGGGGGCACCAAAAUGAAAAGCACACAAGAACAAGAGUCAGUUGUUGACAACGAGGACGUCAAAGAGCCCUUGGAGUCACACAGUGAACACACGCAGUCCGACGAAGAGGAGCUCUGGAUGGGCCCUUGGAAUAACCUUCACAUACCAAUGACAAAACUGUGAUUUUUUUCUUUUUAAUUUUUACUUCAGUUUAUUAUAAACUGCGCUUUUUAUUGUCACUGAGGAAAACGUAUGAAAUUUGUAUUGUGCACAUAUGUUGUAUACUACAGACAACAUGCUUUAAAGGUUUAAAAAAAAAAAAUUUGCACUCACAUUUGUACCGAUUAAUUGUCCUCCCCAACAACUGUUUUGACAGGCUCCCAUUUCACUAAACAAUACUUCAUUUACAUUUAUUAGUUCCUUUGGAUCUUGAUUAUGGUUUAAUAAACAGUAAACUACUAAUAAAUGCACAGCAACAUUUGGUUAACUUUUCAGACAACUCUA